UGGGGGCAGCGAGCGCGCGCCGCGCCGACAUGCAGGGGGAGGCAGGCACGGGCAGGAGCGUAGUGUCCCGCGGGCGGGAGUCCCCGCUGCGGCGUGGUGCCCCCCGCACAAAGCCCGGGGCGGGCCGGGGCCGGACUGCGGGGACCCAGGCCGCCUCCGGCCGCCCCGCCCGGGGAAGGCCGCGCGGGAGGAAUGGGCUCCCAUCCAAGGGCCAGCGAGGAGCGGUGACCACGGGGCCUGAGAGCCGAGCCCUGCUUUCCAGGGGCCCGGCGCUUCUCCAGGACAGGAGGCCGAAGCAGGAGGCCGCGGGGACAGGACCCGAGCUGAAAGCCGCGUCUCGGAGCUUGGUGACGUUCGGGGACGUGGCCGUAGAUUUCUCCCAGGAGGAGUGGGAGUGGCUGAGCUGCACUCAGAGGAGCCUGUACAGGAGCGUGAUGUUGGAGAACUACAGGAACCUGGUCUCGCUGGGCCUCUGCGUGUCCAAGCCCGAUAUGAUCUCCUCGUUGGAGCAGAGGAAGGAGCCCUGGGUGGUGAAGAGAAGGUUGGCACGAGGCCAGGGCCCAGAUGUAAAGGCUGGGCCGGAGACCCCGGAGUUCCCCGCGAAGAAGGACGUCCCUAAGGAAAAGUUACCCCAGGCGGUGAUCACAGAGGGACUCCCGAGCCGCAGUCUGGAACGCUCCAUGUUCCGGGAAGACUGGGAUUACACUGCUCUGUUUGACAGGCCGCCGGGCCUGGUGACCAUCACGAACGUGGCCGUGGACUUCUCCCAGCGGCUGCACCCAGCUCGGAAGAGCUUCUGUAAGAAUGGGAUGUGGGGGACUCGUAGUCACCUGGGGUCCGCAGGACCCCGUGUUUCCCGGGCAGACGUGGUCUCCCUGCUGGAGCAAGGGGAGCCCUGGAUGGUGGACGGAGAGCUGCCCAAGGGCCCGCGGCCAGGCCAACAAUCUAUACAUGAGAUCCAGGAAUUCUUUCCAAAGCAGGAUUCAUUUGCUGAAGUAACAGACAGAACUUCAAACUCUAAUUUGGAGUGUUCCGCUUUCAGAGAAAAUUGGGAUUCUGAGGGUGUGUUUGAAAGGAAGCUGAUAGGUCUGGAGACACAAUUCAGGCAAGAGACAAUCUCUCAUAACAAAGCCCUCCCGAAGGAAAGAGAGCGUACUUUUAACAGGUCUGGAAGGUGGUUUCAUUUGGACAUUUCAGAAGAGAGAGUUCAUAAUCAUGACUCCGUUAAGAAAACUUUUCCCCCAAAUUCAGUGGCAAUAAAACAUACAGGAAUUUAUGCAGGAAAGAAACUUUUCAGAUGUGAUGAAUGUAAGAAAACCUUUACCCAGAGCUCUUCCCUUACUGUUCAUCAGAGAAUCCACACUGGAGAGAAACCCUACAAAUGUGAUGAAUGUGGCAAGGCCUUCAGUGACGGCUCCUCCUUUGCCCGGCAUCAGAGGUGCCACACUGGCAAGAAGCCUUACGAAUGUACUGAGUGUGGGAAGGCCUUCAUACAGAACACCUCCCUCAUUCGUCACUGGAGGUAUUACCACACCGGGGAGAAGCCCUUUGACUGCAUCGACUGUGGGAAGGCCUUCAGUGACCACAUAGGCCUUAACCAACAUAGGAGAAUUCAUACUGGAGAGAAACCCUACAAAUGCGAUGUGUGUGACAAAUCCUUUAGGUACGGCUCCUCCCUCACUGUGCACCAAAGGAUUCACACUGGAGAAAAACCAUAUGAAUGUGAUGUCUGCAGGAAAGCCUUCAGCCAUCAUGCAUCCCUCACUCAACAUCAAAGAGUGCAUUCUGGAGAAAAGCCUUUUAAAUGUAAGGAAUGUGGGAAAGCUUUUAGGCAGAAUAUACACCUUGCUAGUCAUUUGAGGAUCCAUACUGGAGAGAAGCCCUUUGAGUGUGGGGAAUGUGGGAAAUCCUUCAGCAUCAGUUCACAGCUGGCUACUCAUCAGAGAAUUCAUACUGGCGAGAAGCCCUAUGAAUGUAAAGUUUGUAGUAAGGCGUUCACCCAGAAGGCUCACCUCGCGCAGCAUCAGAAAACUCAUACGGGAGAGAAACCAUAUGAGUGUAAGGAAUGUGGUAAAGCCUUCAGCCAGACCACACAUCUCGUUCAGCACCAGAGAGUUCAUACUGGAGAGAAACCCUAUAAAUGUAUCGAGUGCGGGAAGGCCUUUGGUGACAACUCAUCCUGUACUCAACAUCAGAGGCUUCACACUGGCCAAAGACCUUAUGAAUGUAUUGAAUGUGGGAAGGCCUUCAAGACCAAGUCAUCCCUCAUUUGUCAUCGCAGAAGCCACACCGGAGAGAAACCGUACGAAUGUGGUGCAUGUGGCAAAGCCUUCAGCCAUCGCCAGUCCCUCAGUGUCCAUCAGAGAAUUCACUCUGGAAAGAAACCCUAUGAGUGCAAAGAAUGUAGGAAAACCUUCAUCCAAAUCGGACACCUUAAUCAGCAUAAGAGAGUCCACACUGGAGAGAGGGCCUAUAACUAUAAGAAGAGCAGGAAAGUCUUCAGGCAGAGCGCACACCUUGCUCACCCGAGAACUCACAGUGGAGAGGCAGCAGCACGGCCCUCUUUGCCUUCCACGUCGAGUCCCGUGGAUCUGCUCCCCAGAUUCCUCUGGGGUCCGUCCUCACUCCCAUCGCCCUAGUCUCAGUAUUGUGUCAGCCAGACAGUUCCCAUAGUUCAAAAAUGGGCCCCUCUGUCUGUCAGUUCAGUUUGUUGUCCUUUAUGAGUUUGUUCUCUUGUGUUGCAGUCAGGUUGAUAUAUUUUUUUUUAAGUAUAAAUACACAUCUCUCACUUCUCGUUUAAAAACUUGCAUUGGGAUCCUUUAAAUUGGUUAACACAUAAGAUGUGUUUGGCACAGUGCCUGGUUCAUACCAGGUGUUGAAAAAAAAACAUUUGGGGACAUGGAAGAGUCAUCACAGUCCUCUCUGAAUAAAAAUGGUGCCUGGAAAAAAAAAAAAAGUGCCUGGGAGGAACCCGGGAGAGACCGGUGUGGGUCAGGGUAGCCAGUGAGGUCUCCCCAGAGGUGGUGGGAAACUUGAUUCCAUAGCGCUCGCUUUGGCAGCACAUAGACUAAAACUUGAGUACAUAACGUUGAGUUAGAAUUCUGGCCUUCCAUGUCUUCUGCAUAAAUGUAAGGUAAUGUGACUUUAGGUGAGAAAAAUUCAGCUUUGCUAUUCAUCUGAGAAUAGACUUAGAAAGUGUGUAGAGAACACGGAUGAGUGGUCCCCUUGGAACAGAAGAGCUGAAACAAUCAGAAAAAAACUGCAAGAUUUAUACACACAAAGGUAAAACUGUUGACAUGGUACUCUGCCUUAGAAAAUUUGGAAAGAUUUGAUCUGUUUAAAAUCACCUGGGCUUACAAAUGAACUCUAUCAAACCUUUGUUAUUUAAUGUUUAUUCAUUCUUGAGAGAGAGAGAGAGACAGAAUGUGGGUGGGGGAGGGGCAGAGAGAGAGGGAGACACAGAAUCUGAAACAGGCUCCAGGCUCUGUGCUGACAGCUCAGCAUGUCAUGGGGCCUGAACUAUUGAGCUGCAAGAUUAUGACUGAGCUGAAGUCAGACUUGACUGACCGAGCCCCUCCAGGCGCCCCUAUGAAUUCUAUUAAACUUUUAAGGAACUUUUAAGGAGUUAUCAACUGAUAAGCUAACCUGAUCUAAAGCAGGUGUCAGAAAGCUGUGACUCACGGCCCAAGUCUCACUGACUGGUCUUGUAUGGCCCAUGGUCUAAAAUUUUCAACGGCUGAACAAGUGAAUGGAAUAUUUUGUUGACAAUAUGAAAAUGUACAUUAAAUCUAAAUGUCAGUGUCUGUAAAUAAAGUUUUAUUGUCAUACAGUCACACUCAUUUGUUCACGCAUUUCCCGUGGCUGCUUUCACUCCACAGAGGCAGAGUUGAGUCAGUAUUGAGGCAAAGCCUCAAAUAUUUACUCUAUCCUUCUACAGAAAAAGUCUACCAACCCCUGCUUUAGCACAGAAAAGAAUAUACAAAAAGUUCUAAUUAUUUCUAAGGGUGUAAUACAACUCUCACUUCAAAAACAAGACAAAUUAUAAGGCAACUUAUGAAUAGAGGUAAAAGGGAAUUAUUGAAAUAUGAAAACAUGUCAGCAGAGGAGAAAUCAACUUUUCUAGCUGAAAUAAUACUGUUAAAGUGUUUGUAAAUUGUCAUUCACAACAGGGUCCUCACAGGAUGUGGUUACUUUGACCAUUCUACUUGAAACAACACAAGGAAAGCUAAUGCGGCAAGCAUAGCAGGACAUUUUAAAAAUAGGUUUCUUCGCAUUUCAGAUUUUGGUAUAAAAUAAGACUGGGUUUUCAUUACAGGGAAAAUUAUGUUUGACAAUUGGUUAUCCAUUCCCUUCAA
This is a messenger RNA of Hyaena hyaena (striped hyena), 4355 nucleotides long. It is a transcript of the gene ZFP28, whose product is annotated as ZFP28 zinc finger protein. The transcript has 8 exons. Bases 30 to 2639 code for a protein of 869 amino acids. The record is from RefSeq and is a predicted model, not a curated record. Gene Ontology annotation, molecular function: DNA-binding transcription repressor activity, RNA polymerase II-specific. Gene Ontology annotation, biological process: negative regulation of transcription by RNA polymerase II. NCBI's taxonomy places the organism in Eukaryota, Metazoa, Chordata, Mammalia, Carnivora, Hyaenidae.